AUGGCCAACAUUCCUGAUCCCACUGCUGAUUUGGACUGGACCUACGAUGGCAGUAUCAUUGAACACUUUGCCCGAAAUGCGGAAGCACACCCCGAGAGAACUUGUGUGGUAGAAACCAAGACUUCAGAAGCCCCAGAGAGGCGAUUCACAUACAAGCAGAUCUAUGAAGCUUCUAAUAUCUUGGCCCAUCAUUUGACCGAGGCCGGAGUUACCAAUGGCGAUGUCGUCAUGAUCUGGGCUCAUCGCUCUGUCGAUUUGGUCGUGGCUAUCAUGGGCACUCUUUCCUCUGGUGCUACAUUUUCAGUUCUUGACCCUCUUUAUCCCCCUAGCAGACAACAAAUCUAUCUUGAAGUUGCUCAACCUUGUGCUUUGGUCAACAUUGCAAAGGCGUCCGAUGAAGCUGGACCGCUUGCUCCCCUCGUCAGAAGAUAUAUCGACGAGGAGCUAAACCUCAAGACCGAAGUUCCCUCACUAAGAAUCGGAGACGAUGGUAUCUUGGCAGGAGGUGAGAUCAAUGGAGCCGAUCUUUUUGCUCAAGUUCGACCCAAGGCUGCAUCUCGCCCCGAUGUUACUGUUGGCCCUGACAGCAACCCCACUUUCACCAGUGGCUCGGAAGGAAAGCCCAAGGGUGUCUUGGGACGCCAUUACAGUCUCUGCAGAUACUUCCCUUGGAUGUCCGAGAGAUUCAACUUGACAUCCGAAAGCAAGUUCACACUUCUUUCUGGAAUCGCCCACGACCCUGUCCAGCGAGACAUCUUCACACCUCUCUUCCUUGGUGCCCAACUCCUGGUACCCUCCAAGGAGGAUAUUCAACAUGAAAAGCUCGCCGAAUGGAUGCGUGAGCACAAGCCCACCGUCACUCACCUGACACCAGCUAUGGGUCAAAUUCUGGUAGGAGGUGCAACGGCCGAGUUCCCAUCGCUCGACAGGGCAUUCUUUGUUGGUGAUGUCCUCACCACCAGAGAUUGUCGACAGCUUCGAAAACUCGCCGAGAAUGCCAACAUUGUCAACAUGUAUGGAACAACCGAGACACAAAGAGCUGUCAGCUACUUCGAGAUCCCCAGCCGCUCCAAGGACCCCAACGCUCUGGACGUUCUCGGAAACACCGUGCCAGCCGGUAAGGGAAUGCAGAAUGUGCAACUCCUUGUCAUCGACCGCCAAGACCGCAACAAGAUUUGUGGAGUUGGUGAGGUUGGUGAGAUCUACGUCCGUGCCGCUGGUCUCGCCGAGGGAUACAGAGAUAACGCAGCACUGAACGCGGAAAAGUUCAUUACUUCUUGGUUUGUUGAACCUAACAAGUGGGUUGAGGCCUACGCGAACUUGAAUAAGGACGACCCCCGACUCAAGGGAUAUGUUCCCCGUGACCGUCUUUACCGCACAGGUGAUUUGGGGCGUUACCUUGAGUCUGGCGAUGUUGAAGCUACCGGUCGAGCCGAUGACCAGGUCAAGAUUCGAGGUUUCAGAAUCGAGCUUAACGAAAUUGACAGCAACCUCAGCCAGAACCCAUUGAUCAGAGACUGCAAGACUCUUGUGCGAAGAGACAAGAACGAGGAGCCAACUCUCGUCAGCUACAUCGUUCCUGAGUUGAACGAGUGGCCCAAGUUCCUCAAGACCCAGGGGCUUGAAGACGUCGAGGAUGAGGGAACCGAUAUCGGACCUACCAAGGUUUACUUCAAGCGUUUCCGACGUAUGCAAACAGAGGUCCGCGACCAUUUGAAGGGUCGAUUGCCUGCCUAUGCGGUCCCUACUACUUAUAUCACAUUGGAGAAGCUUCCUCUGAACCCCAACGGAAAGGUUGACAAGCCCAACCUGCCCUUCCCUGAUAUUGCAGAGCAGACCGAAGAUGCCACUGAGGAGGAUCUGAAGCGUUGGGAAGGCCUUACCCCCACAGAGCAAACAAUUGCCACAAACUGGUCUGAACUCAUUCCCGGUCUCAACGCAAAGACCAUUGCUCCCCAGAACGACUUCUUUGAUCUUGGUGGCCACAGUCUGCUUGCUCAGCAGAUGCUUCUGAGUGUGCGAAAGACAAUCGGCGCAAAUGUCUCUAUCAACACCCUUUACGAGCACCCCAGUCUUUCCGGCUUCAGUGCUCAGAUCGACAGGCAACUCAAGGGCGGAGUUGGCGAGUCAGAGGAGGAUAAGAAUCCCGAGUACGCUCGAUCCCUCGACGAACUACUCAAGGGACUCCCUUCCAAGUAUCAGUCGGCCGACCCAUCUACUAUCCGUGCCAAGGCUAAGCCUGUUGUGUUCCUUACCGGUGCCACUGGCUUCUUGGGUGCCUAUCUGAUCAAGGAUAUCCUCUCACGUACCAGUCGUCAAAUUCAGCUGAUUGCCCAUGUUCGAAGUGUCAAGGACCCCAAGGGUGCAUUCACUCGUCUUCGUCGAUCACUUGAGGGUUACGGUAUGUGGCGAGAUGAGUGGGAGUCCCGCCUGAGCUGCGUUGUUGGCGACCUUGGUCAGCCAAACCUUGGAAUCGAGUCAUCCGUGUGGAACAACCUGGCUCAGACUGUUGACGUGAUCAUUCACAACGGUGCUGCCGUCCAUUGGGUCAAGCGAUAUGCCGAUAUGAAGACCGCCAACGUCAACUCUACUAUCGACGCUAUGAAGCUUUGUAACGAAGGAAGGCCUAAGACCUUUACCUUUGUGAGUUCGACCAGUGUACUUGACACUGAUCACUAUGUCAACCUCUCGGACAAGCAGAUCAGUACUGGUCAGGGCUCCAUCCUUGAGGAGGACGAUAUGAUGGGCAGCCGCACUGGUCUUGGAACGGGUUAUGGCCAGACCAAGUGGGUUUCAGAGCAGCUUGUUCGUGAAGCCGGACGAAGGGGUCUUCGCGGUACCGUUGCACGACCAGGAUACAUUCUAGGUGAUAUUGAGACUGGUGUCUGCAACACUGACGAUUUCUUGGUCCGAAUGCUCAAGGGCUGUAUUCAGCUUGGCGUUCGGCCUCACAUCGUCAACACAGUCAACGCUGUACCCGUGAACCACGUCGCCAACGUUGUCGUGGCUUGUGCGCUUAACCCCCUGCCUAACGGUGUUCACGUUGCUCACAUCACUGGUCACCCUCGUCUGAGAAUGAACGAAUACUUGUCCAGUCUUGAGUACUAUGGUUACAAGGCCCCCGAGGUCGAUUACACUCAGUGGAAGGACGAGUUGGAGAACUACGUCACAGCCGGUGGACAAGCCAAGGAUCAGGAGCAGCAUGCUCUGAUGCCACUGUACCACUUCUGUGUCAACGAUCUCCCUGCCAACACCAGAGCCCCUGAGCUUGACGACUCGAACACCGUCAAGAUGCUCAAGGAAGACGCCGAGCACUGGACCGGCAUCGACGAGAGCUCAGGAUACGGUAUCUCACGAACCGAUAUCGGACGAUUCCUGCAUUUCUUGGCCGAGACUCAGUUCGUCUCUUGGCCUACAGGAAGAGGCAGGCCACUUCCCGAGGUUAACCUGACAGCAGCACAGCUCGAGGCUGUUGGUGCUGUAGGUGGCCGUGGUGGUAGCGGUGCUCCUGCUGCUACUGCUGCCGCUGCCAAGGUCUAA
Messenger RNA from Fusarium graminearum PH-1, 3540 nucleotides. RefSeq lists its product as uncharacterized. The record is from RefSeq and is a predicted model, not a curated record. The transcript is spliced from 5 exons. NCBI's taxonomy places the organism in Eukaryota, Fungi, Ascomycota, Sordariomycetes, Hypocreales, Nectriaceae. Gene Ontology annotation, molecular function: L-aminoadipate-semialdehyde dehydrogenase [NAD(P)+] activity. Bases 1 to 3540 code for a protein of 1179 amino acids. Gene Ontology annotation, biological process: L-lysine biosynthetic process.